This is a messenger RNA of Coregonus sp. 'balchen', 29941 nucleotides long. The record is from the annotation of a GenBank genome assembly. NCBI's taxonomy places the organism in Eukaryota, Metazoa, Chordata, Actinopteri, Salmoniformes, Salmonidae.
AUGACUUCAUGGGUCUCAGAAGAACCUCAGGCGCCCCGGGACCCACAUAUCAGGCCAGUGGAGCGUGUAGGCACAGUGGGAGAGCGGAGUGGGAAAGGGCCCUCAAGGCAUUGUAACAAACUGGUCAGUUGCAUCAAAGCAAAGAGAACCAGGUCAUGCAGUGUUUAUUACCAGCAGGUUAUUGGUUCUCCUGGAUAAGAAGAAUUGUGUUCCACGGCUUUUGAGCACAACCUAGAAAUGCUUCCUUGAUUUCUCAAACACUAGAUGCACAAUUGUGAAGAAUCAUCAUACACACAUACUGUAGACAUACAUAUGUUUGCACACAGAAUUAUGAGCAUGUAUGCCAAAUAUAUUGUACUAUUUUACUGCUAUAGAAUGUGUAGAGGCUAAUGAAUGGAGCCAUGUGUGAUCAGAAAGCCUCAUGGCUGGUGAAGCAGCCCUCGUGCAGGAGAUGAUCCAGUGUGAGUGUGUGUCGUUUCCAUGGUGCAUACAUGUGCUGUGGAGCAUUGCAGAGUUCUCUUGAGAGAUACGUGUGCGUUUGGAAUAUCAUGAAAGAUUCUGCAGUAAGGGAGGGUCUUAGAAGAGUUCAUCACUCCACAUUAUUUCAUUUAUUCACUAUUCAUACACAUGAUCCUAUUCGGAAUAUCUAUUUUAGAGACCUGUCUCAAGACAAACUAAAUACAUAAAUUAAAUAAUCCAGAAGCACAAUUAGUGGAGCUGAAAUAGUAUUCAGAGUAAAUGAAAGUACACAUGAUCUAAGGGGAGGGGGUGAAGCAGACAGUAAUUAUGCUGGUUGUGUAAUUGCAGUGCUAUACUUAACUUACAUACUAAGAGAGUCUGGGUUGGAUACUGUUCCCUGGGUUUAGUUCUUAUGCUGUAUGCAUUUCUUUCCAAAGUGUGCUAACACAUUUUACAGUAUUUCCUCUGGUAUGUACCUGAUAUUCAAUGGGAAAUUGUUGAAUCAGAUUGAGCCAAGUGGUGCUUAUUUUAUUCAAUCCCGAAGAAACAAACAAGUAAUUAAUAGGUUAACUGUGUAAUUACCAUUUCACCAUGUCAUUACUAAGUAAAUACCAAGUUAUUUCUGUAGUGUAAAAUAAAGUGCUACAUCGUGGUAUAGGGUGUGUCCUCUUUCACACUGCUGGUAUGUGUGACUCUACUGAGGUCACCCGGUUUGGCUGACGAUUGUCUGGUCCAGUUACCCUCAUCCAGGCGGGAUACUGUAUAGUGAAUGAGGACCUGAAAACCUCCAUAUACAGCUGCCAAAAUAUCAGCAUGUUGUUUUGUUUGUUUGUUUACCAUCAAUCAUUUUUGAUACACAUGUGUAAUAUUAUCACUCUAUUUAUUAGAUUUGUUUUGUGAAUAAACUGUUAAUGUCCAUCUUAAAUGAUGACUUCCAGAUGAUGUUGGUACGGUAUGGUACAUACUGAUGUGGUAAUGAUGCGUUAUGAAACCUAUUGGACAGCAUUGUUAUUCUAUCAUAUAAACAUCAUUAGACUAGUGUUCCAUUUAAGUAAAAAUCUGAUAACACUCAGUAGAUUUGAAUAAAUGAUUUUAUUCUGAUUAAAACAGGGUUAGGCAAUAAGGCAGCUCAGACAGGAUAAACAGAUAAGCUGGUUGUUCCAGUUGUUGAGGGAUUUUGGACACAGCUUUUCCUCACCAUUCCCACAAUGCACCAGCAAAUCAUGCAUAAUUGUGUGUGCGAUGAAGGUGGCUGACCCAAGACGUGAGGGAGGGGGGAUGGAAAGAACAAAGGGAUUGAGAGAGAGGCGAGAGCAUGUGAAAACAAGCCUGUGAUCAAAAUAAUGCUGUCCAGUUUUUUUUUUAAAUGCCAAGUUUAUCAUUUCUCAUCGCCCCCUUACAUUUCACACAUUCUGCUGAGGCAGAGCGAAGCAUCUUUAAAUGCUACAGAGGAGGAGAGAGGGAGGCGGGAUGGAGAGAGGGAGGAGGGAUGGAGAGAGGGAGGAGGAGGAGAGGCGACAGGCAGAGGAAGGGGGAGGGAUUGUGGUUGCGUCUGGUGCUAUUGUCAUUCUGCUGUUGCGCGCUUCAGCGGCAGGAGGCUCUGCUGAAAGUAGAAAACAGAGCCACGGAGGACAGAGAGAGAGAGAGAGAGAGAGAGAGAGAGAGAGAGAGAGAGAGAGGGGGGGACAGGGAUAGAAAGGAGAGAAAGGAAGGGAGAGCCUACAGCCUGUCAGGAGGACAGAGAGAGGCAGAGGGAAUGAGGAGAGGAAAAAAUGAAUAAUCUGUCUGCAAAGAAGACCAAAGAUCCAAGGACUGUGCCUUGUUAGCUUUUUUCAGUUUUCUCCUGAAAGGAUAAGGGGGCUGAGAGGAAGACUAUUGUUCUCUCCUUACUGAUGCUUUUCUCAAUGCUCUCAUGCAGGAGGCAUGCUCAGAAGUAGUGUGAAAGGAGGCAGAGAAGGCGAUUUAAAGAUGGAACGGGCGGAAAGCACCAAAACGUACGGCCAAGCCGAGGGCAAAGCUGUUGGCAUGGCAGCCAAGAGGGGUAAGUCGGGGGUGCCCCAUAGCGCCCAGCGAGGGGAACUGAGGGUAUACCGUGCAGGUAGCUCUGAGGGGCGGCUGCCAGUGUCCUCCAACCUCCGCAAGCAGAGGUCCAUGACCAACCUGGCCGUGCUCACUGAUGCAGAGAAGAAGAUACACCUCUACGAGCCCAAGUGGUGUGAUGACAUGGCUAAACCUGGAGCAGGGCCCCUCAAGGCAGGCAAGCCCAAGCUGGCAGGAGGGGGUGGCGGUGGUGGACGAGGGGGCACGCCGCUCUCACGCAACCUCUCCAAGUCAGAGCACUCUCUCUUCCAGGGCAAACCCAAACCCUUCAGCCCAUUGGCGGCUCCUUCUGGUCUAGUCAGACCCGGUCAGAGCCGGAUCCCCCGGGCGCCAUAUGCAGAGGUGAAGCCCCUGAGUAAGGCCCCUGAGGACGGCAAAUCUGAUGAUGAGAUCCUCUCCAGCAAGGCCAAGGCUGCCAGCAAGAAGCAGGCAGUGGGAGCUUCUGUGGAGGCAGGGGCCAAGGGCCAAGGGGAUGGGAGCCAAUCCUCCUUCCUCAAGGUGGAUCCAGAGCUGGUAGUGACUGUCCUGGGUGACCUGGAACAGCUUCUCUUCAGCCAGAUGCUGGGUGAGUAAAAACAACUAUUUUCCCUCCUGCAGACCUCAACCUGCCUGUCGAGCCUGGCUGUGUGUCUGUUACUCUCUACCGCACAAAAAAAAAAAAACUCUCCUCUCGACGCCUCUCCCCAUCAGCACACCCCCUUACUACAGCUGUCACUAACACCUGCUUGCUACUGCAGUCCUCAUUGUCCAUGAAUGGAGCUAAUCUUGCUGGGCAUCGAUUGAGAUUAACUCCAGGGGUUUUAUACCGUCUCUCAGAGUUCAUAUCGCAUGCACUUGAAAAGCUAUCUCUUGAAUACUGCCCCAGCUUUGGCAUUUUGUUUUAAAGCUGUAUCCUGAUUAUUGUGAAGCAGGGUUUUUGAUCAGUCACAGCAGGUGGUGGUGGACAAUGCCUCCAUUGUUUGCAAUGCAUUUAGGUUAUUCUUUCUAAUAUCCUACUGGCUGCUCUCUGGCGUAUAAAGCAUUAUGUCAUUGAUUGUGUGUAUAAGGUUGUUUCCUGAGCUCUAUUCCAUCUCGGCUCUAGUCUGCUGCAGUGGGUUGACCAACCAGCUAGGCCCUCAGUGAUCCUGUAUCUGUAUGCUCCAUGCAGAGAUAUCUGUGAAUGGUUCCAGAAAAUAGGACCUGGGAAAUAAACUGAGACAUAUUGAAUUGAUUUUCAGCCCACUGUGAGACACAUAUUUAGCCUCCUUCCAGCCCCAUUCAUCCGUGGCCAUUGACAGAUGGUGCCCACACUGUCUACUAUGGGAAGUAAAAUGGCCAGGACUGGCUGGGCUUCUCUCUCUCUCUCUCUCUCUCUCUCUCUCUCUCUCUCUCUCUCUCUCUCUCUCUCUCUCUCUCUCUCUCUCUCUCUCUCUCUCUCUCUCUCUCUCGCUCUCUCUGUUAGUAGUAGUCUAGGUAUCUCAGUAAAACUAUAAGCUCUUUGUUUCCAACCAGGUGGAUAAAGAAGAUAGAGUAGCAUGAUAUAAUGUAUAGAUGUCAUUGACUGAAUACAGCACAUUCUGAACAGAAUAUCUCUCUUUUUCUGAAACAUGCAGUACAGUGUAAUGUUUCUGACAGGUUUUACACUGACCAGAGGUAUAGGUUGAUCACUGGAUUGCUUCCUGUGAAAUCUCUUUAUUGGCCUCUGGCUAUGCAUCUCAUUAUCCAAAAUGAAUGCAUUAGAUUAGUGUGUUUGGUUAAUUGGUUAAUUGGCUUUGACGUUGAUCAGAAACAAGAGCACUUUAGAUCAGCUUUAGAUUAAGACCAAGAACCAAAUAUCCAACCCAAACCUUGUUGUCUUUCUCUGACUGUCAUACAUGGCUGUCAUAUAUCCCACUGUACUCCAGUUUGUGAAUCAGCUGCUGAGUUGGUGACCUUAAUUUCAAUUAUGCCCCUGGCUUUAUUAGAUUGCCAAUUUCAAGUCCCAGACCCCAAGGGUCCAGGGUUCCAGUCUAGAAGCACAGUUUCUACUGCUCCUACAGUCUUGCUUCGGUACUGCAAUUUAACUGACACCCGGCCCAGAAUGACAAUUUCUAUAGACGGCCACAUAGAGUACCACAGUAUGAGUCAAAAUACCCAUAAAGCAGUCAAACAAGGAAAUGGUUCCAAUCAUUUUUCCACCAUUCAUUUAUCCCAUAAGGGAUUUUAGAAUUUGUUUCGUGUAGACUUACCCUGGCGUGACGUUUUGAUAACCGUUUAUGUCUCUCUAGGACAAGGUGAGCUUUAUCAAUAUAUUUGCCUGUAUUUACCCCCUAAAAAUUAAAUGCUAAUUAGCUGCUAUGUGGCUUUUAUAAAGAACUACAAAUGCCAUGAUGAUCUGGACGAGACUCCCGAAUCGAGGCAAAGGUAAAAAUCUCUGUAUUAACUAUUUAAUGUUAGCUAAAUGUGGUAAUUAAUAAAUUGGCUACAUUUCUUCAAAUGGACAAUUCUGUGAACUGUCUUGUGCAAGUUUAAAAUGUACACAAUACCUGUUAGCAAAGGUGUCAGCAAGAGAUGACAUGCAGAAGCUUGCAGGGAUUUGUAGUUUUGCAUGAUGUCUACUUUGAUGCUAAUUAGCAUUUUCGAAUCUGAGAGUAAAUAGAGACAAAUAUAUUGAAAAAAGUCACCUAGUCCGAGAGAGAUUUACAUGGUUAUCAAAACGUCAUGCCAGGGUAAGCCUACAUGAAACAGAGCCCUUAUUUUAAGUGUUUCCUAAAUCCCCUAUGGGAAAAAUGAUUGGUAGAAAAAUGAUUGGAACCAUUUCCCUGUUUGACCGCUAGGUUUUAUGGGUAUUAUGACACCUCCACUGUGGGGCUCUAUAGAGAAAUCAGAUUAGACCAUUCCUAACUAAUAAGAAAGACACUUCAGUCAUCACCUUUGUGCACAAAACAUCCAUUGAAUUAUUCAAAUAAUUGUCGCUGAGGCUGAUUUAAAAAAAAAUCACUCACAGCCAAAUAUAUAAACAUUUUAUAUUAAUCAAAUGUCUGCCAUGUUUUUGGAUGACGUAAUGACACCAUCGCUGCUCGCGCUGAUCCCUGUACGCACUGAGUGCUAAUGCUCAUGUGAAGUUGGGCCAUGUAAACCGGAUGCAACCCGGAUAUACAGUCGUGGUCAAAAGUUUUGAGAAUGACAAAAAUAUUAAUUUUCACAAAGUCUGCUGCCUCAUUUUUUAUGAUGGCAAUUUGCAAAUACUCCAGAAUGUUAUGAAGAGUGAUCAGAUGAAUUCCCUCUUCCCCAAGUCCCUUUUGCCAUGAAAAUGUACUUAAUCCCAAAAGACAUUUCCACUGCAUUUCAGCCAUGCCACAAAAGGACCAGCUGACAUCAUGUCAGUGAUUCUCUCGUUAACACAGGUGAUAAUGUUGAUGAGCUUUAAAAGGAGGGUGGUGCUUUAAAUCAUUGUUCUUCCUCAGUUAACCAUGGUUACCUUCAAGGAAACUGUGAGAGUGUGAUUUAAAGGAGUCAGGCGCAGGAGGGUAAAUCACCGAAUACAGAGUUUAUUCUGUAGGACACAGUUCAGCUGGAUAGCGUCAACAAAAUACAGGCACACGGGGAACAAUAUCCCCGGAAAUACAAGGUACGGGUAGCUCAACCGAGCUACACUCAAUUCACAAAUAACAAUCACCCACAAGGACAAGGGGGGCAGAGGGAACACUUAUACAUGUACUAAUGAGGGGAUAUGAACCAGGUGUGUGUAAUUGACAAGACAAGACAAAUGGAAUGAUGAGAUAUGGAGCGGCAGAGGCUAGUAGGCCGGUGACGACGAACGCCGAAGCCUGCCCGAACAAGGAGGGGAGGCAGCCUCGGCGGAAGCCGUGACAGAAAUACGUGCCGUCAUCAUUGCUUUGCACAAAAAGGGCUUCACAGGCAAGGAUAUUGCUGCUAGUAAGAUUGCACCUAAAUCAACCAUUUAUCGGAUCAUCAAGAACUUCAAGGAGAGAUUGUUGUGAAGAAGGCUUCAGGGCGCCCAAGAAAGUCCAGCAAGUGCCAGGACCAUCUCCUAAAGUUGAUUCAGCUGCGGGAUCGGGGCACCACCAGUGCAGAGCUUGCUCAGGAAUGGCAGCAGGCAGGUGUGAGUGCAUCUGCACGCACAGUGAGGUGAAGACUUUUGGAGGAUGGCCUGGUGUCAAGAAGGGCAGCGAGGAAGCCACUUCUCUCCAGGAAAAACAUCAGGGACAGACUGAUAUUCUGCAAAAGGUACAGGGAUUGGACUGCUGAGGACUGGGGUAAAGUCAUUUUCUCUGAUGAAUCCCCUUUCUGAUUGUUUGGGGAAUCUGGAAAAAAGCUUGUCCGGAGAAGACAAGGUGAGCGCUACCAUCAGUCCUGUGUCAUGCCAACAGUAAAGCAUCCUGAGACCAUUCAUGUGUGGGGUUACUUCUCAGCCAAGGGAGUGGGCUCACUCACAAUGUUGCCUAAGAACACAGCCAUGAAUAAAGAAUGGUACCAACACAUCCUCCGAGAGCCACUUCUCCCAACCAUCCAAGAACAGUUUGGUGACGAACAAUGCCUUUUCCAGCAUGAUGGAGCACCUUGCCAUAAGGCAAAAGUGAUAACUAAGUGGCUCGUGGAAACUCCCCAGACCUUAAUCCCAUUGAGAACUUGUGGUCAAUCCUCAAGAGGCGGAUGGACAAACAAAACCCCACAAAUUCUGACAAACUCCAAGCAUUGAUUAUGCAAGAAUGGGCUGCCAUCAGUCAGGAUGAUGCCCAGAAGUUAAUUGACAGCAUGCCAGGGCGGAUUGCAGAGGUCUUGAAAAAGAAGGGUCAACACUGCAACUAUUGACUCUUUGCAUAAACGUAAUAUAAUUGUCAAUAAAAGCCUUUGACACUUAUGGAAUGCUUGUAAUUAUACCUCAGUAUACCAAAAAUAUCUAAAAACACUGAAGCAGCAAACUUUGUGAAGACCAAUACUUGUGUCAUUCUCAAAACUUUUGACCACGACUGUAGACGGCCCAUGAAUCGGCUUAUGCGAACGUGAAGAGAUUACGUUGAAAACAAUGGUCAGACAUCUUGGAUGCAGAUACCUCAGUGCCAGACCCUCACUGUUGUUUCAUAGGAUGCUCAUUUGGGGUGUAUUUUUCUCUGCAGGCUCCUGAAAGGGUCAGCUCUCCUCUGGUCCACUCUAACAACAACAUGUUGUGACGGACAGUAAUUGAAGGUGGGACUGCAUGGUUUGAGAACUUUAGGCCACUGGAGAUCAAAUCAAAUCCACAUUUAUUUGUCACAUGCAGGUGUAGACCUUACCGUGAGAAAUGCUUACUUACAAGCCCUUAACCAACAAUGCAGCUCAAGAAAGAGUUAAGCAAAUAUUUACCAAAUAAAUUAUAAAAAAGCAACACAAUAAAAUAACAAUAACGAGGCUAUAUACAGGUGGCGCCAGUACUGAGUCAAUGUGCAGGGGUACAGGUUAGUCGAGGUAAUUUGUACAUGUAGGUAGGGGUAAAGUAAAUAUGCAUCGAUAAUAGACAGUGGGUAGCAGCAGUGUAAAAACAAAUGGAGGGGGGGGGGGGGGGGGUCAAUGUAAAUAGUCCGGGUGGCCAUUUGAUUAAUUUUUCAGCAGUCUUAUGGCUUGGGGGUAGAAGCUGUUAAGGAGCCUUUAGACUUGCCGCUCCAGUACCGCUUGCCGUGCGGUAGCAGAGAGAACAGUCUAUGACUUGGGUGACUGGAGUCUUUUACAAUUUUCUGGGCUUUCCUCUGACACCGCCUAUCAUAUAGGUCCUGGAUGGCAGUAAGCUUGGCCCCAGUGAUGUACUGGGCCGUACGAUCUACCCUCUGUACCACCUUAGGGUCAGAUGCCGAGCAGUUGCCAUACCAGGCGGUGAUGCAACUGGUCAGGAUGCUCUCGAUGGUGCAGCUGUAGAACUCUUGGAGGAUCUGGGGACCCAUGCCAAAUCUUUUCAGUCUCCUGAGGGGGAAAAUGUGUUGUCGUGCCCUCUUCAGGACUGUCUUGGUGUGUUUGGACCAUGAUAGUUUGUUGGUGAUGUGGACACCAAGGAACUUGAAACUCUCGACCCACUCCACUACAGCCCCGUCGAUAUUAAUAGGGGCCUGUUCUUGUAGUCCAUGAUCAGCUCCUUUGUCUUGCUCACACUGAGGGAGAGGUUGUUGUCCUGGCACCACACUGCCAGGUCUCUGACCUCCUCCCUAAAGGCUGUCUCAUUAUUGUCAGUGAUCAGGCCUACCACUAAUGUGUCAUCAUGUUUGGCCACGCAGUCGUGGGUGAACAGGGAGUACAGCAGGGGACUAAGCACGCACCCCUGAGGGGGCCCAGUGUUGAGGAUGCGUGGCAGACGUGUUGUUGCCUACCCUUACCACCUGGGGGCAGCCCGUCAGGAAGUCCAGGAUCCAGUUGCAGAGGGAGGUAUUUAGUCCCAGGGUCCUUAGCUUAGUGAUGAGCAUUGUGGGCACUAUGGUGUUGAUCGCUGAGCUGUAGUCAAUGAACAGCAUUCUCACAUAGGUGUUCCUUUUGUCCAGGUGGGAAAGGGCAGUGUGGAGCGCAAUUGAGAUUACGUCAUCUUUGGAUCUGUUGGGGCAAUAUGCAAAUUGGAGUGAGUCUAGGGUAUCAGGGAUGAUGCUGUUGAUGUGAGCCAUGACCAGCCUUUCAAAGAACUUCAUGGCUACCGACGUGAGCGCUACGGGGCGGUAAUCAUGUAGGCAGGUUACCUUCGCUUUCUUGGGCACAGGGACUAUGGUGGUCUGCUUGAAACAUGUAGGUAUUACAGACUCCAUCAGGGAGAGAUUGAAAACGUCAGUGAAGACACUUGCCAGUUGGUCCACGCAUGCUUUGAGUACACAUCCUGGUAAUCCGUCUGGCCCGCGGCUUUGUGAAUGUUGACCUGUUUAAAGGUCUUGCUCACAUCGGCUACCAAGAGCGUUAUCACACAGUCGUCCAGAUCAGCUGGUGCUCUCAUGUUGCUUGCCUCAAAGUGACCAUAAAAGGCAUUUAGCUCGUCUGGUAGGCUUGCAUCACUGGGCAGGUCGCGGCUGGGUUUCCCUUUGUAGACCCUAAUAGUUUUCAAGCCCUGCCACAUCCGACGAGCAUCAGAGCCGGUGUAGUAGGAUUCAAUCUUAAUCCUGUAUUGACGCUUUGCCUGUUUGAUGGUUCGUCCGGAUUAGUGUCCCGCUCCUUGAAAGCGACAGCUCUAGCCUUUAGCUCGAUGCGGAUGUUGCCUGUAAUCCAUGGCUUCUGGUUGGGAUAUGUACGUACGGUCACUGUGGGGAUGACGUCGUCGAUGCACGUAUUGAUGAAGCCGAUGACUGAGGUGGUAUACUCCUCAAUGCCAUUGGAUGAAUCCCGGAACAUGUUCCAGUCUGUGCUAGCAAAACAGUCCUGUAGCGUAGCAUCCGCGUCAUCUGACCACUUCCGUAUUGAGCGAGUCACUGGUACUUCCUGCUUUAGUAGUUGCUUGUAAGCAGGAAUCAGGAGGAUAGAAUUAUGGUUAGAUUUGCCAAAUGGAGGGCGAGGUUGCUCCAAAGGGUAAUGUUAAUGAGCUCUGUCCUGAAUCAUAUAGCCUAGAGACAAACAAGACAAUUGUUGAAUCCAAUAAUCAUACUUGCUGUUUAGAAUCGCUUAAUUUUUAUAGUAUUUCAAUAUGCACCUGAAUGGCCGUUAUUGAUAUCAAGAGGUUUUAUGAACAAGCCAGUCAUAAGCAUUCCAGCUAGCCAAAAUAGAGAUAUAUUUUGUUGACGUCCCCUAUCUCAACUUAAUGGAUACAUAUUUACUGAUCUGACUUGUUGGUCAUGCUUCAUUCGUUUAUAUGACGGGAGGUCGACCUCUCAUGCUUGUCACGCUUAGAGCCAAGUAAACAGUGUCAGUAAACAAUCACACUGUGAACAUUGUGAGUCCAUUGUGUGCGUAUGUGUGUUUACAUGCUUGCAUUUGGUUGCAUAGCAACCACUAGAGACAUAUUUUUUUUAAUGUACUCAAUUCUCAUCCUCCUAGAUUUUCUAAGGAAUGGAGAUUUUAGUUUAAAUCUAUUUAAGUAAUUAUUUUAUAAUGAGGAAAUGUCACUUAAAACAUCUGCUUAAUGAAUUAUUUAUUAUUUUAUAGGAUGAUCCCUCAUGAGACAGCAUUGCAAUGAAUGAACAGCUUUGUUUAAUGAAUGGUUAAACCAGGCAGAACUUCAGACAGGAUGACAGAAAUAACUCGCCUCCCACUGUCUCAUAAAACAGCCCAUGAGAGCAAAUAUUAAAACACACACACACACACACCAAACUAUUUAUCUUUGUGGCGCUGGGAAUUAAAGCUACAGGCGAUUACCUCUGCAUGUUUACAGUAAAGGGCAACUUGACUGAAACGUCAACAAAUAAAUGUGCAGAGGCAAGCUGUUUGCAGGAGUACGUUUCCUCAUUGAUGUAACAGACAGCCCAUAUAAGGGGUAGCCAAUCGUCUGUGAGUGUCCAGCACAUACACAUUGCAUUCUAAUUCUAUGGUCCAGCACACUUCUCCUUAUUCCAGGUCAUAACAUUCAUUACAGAACAUGUCUUUCCUUGAGAGAAUUCCCCUUCCCUACUGCAUGGUAUAGUACAAUAGCCAUCCUUAUUGGACAGAUACAUUUAUUCAUGGGCUUGUGCAUUCAUAGUCUGCAUAAUGCAGCAGUAACCCACUUUUUCAUUAAUUUUUUGCUCAUUAUAGGAUUAAUGAAAGGACUGUUUUGAUAAAUGAAUAUAGAGGCUAUAUUUGUGGGACACAUCCUAUGACUUCAUUCUGAUUCGGUGGUACAUUAGUCCUCUGGAUGUCAUAAUAGACUUAUUUAUUAAGUCAGUUUGUGUAAUGCGACCUCGCUCCAUUACCGGAACAACUCAUCAUAAGACAGAGCUGGAGAUAGCCUUUGGUUCUCCCACUACAUUACCUCUAUUGUACAGUAGAGUGCAGCUGUAAUGGACAAGCAUGCGGAACCUCAAUAGCGAUCGGAAAUUGCCAGGAUUCAACUUAUUCAAGAGGAAUAUAGUAAUGUGAACAUACUGUUAUACAGUGCAUAAUGGGGAAUGGAGAAUAAGUGCACGUGAACAUAACUAAGGGAGAUUCGACUCUUUCUGUAUGACAGAUUCAAUAUUAAUUCCUCCAAUAGCCAAGUCCAUGAGGACAGCAGGUCAGGUUGGUAAGCAGAGCUCUGGGUUACUACGACUACUGCAAGAGAACUAGCUGACCGGGCGGAGGCAGCAUCCAUGUCUUACUGCAGUAAUUGGCUUGUUGCAGAACGUUACUUCCGUAUUUACUAAAAGUGCUUCUCUCUUAGAAUUUUGCACGUCUUCGCCGGAAGUAAAUGAUUAAGUUUUCCGGUUUCGCUACAUCACGGUCGCCAUAGAGCACGGUUUCUCAAACUCGGUCCUCGGGAUCCCAAGGGGUGCACGUUUUGAUUUUAGCCCUAGCACUACACAGCUGAUUCAACUAAUCAUCAAGCUUUGAUCAUUUGAAUCAGUUGUGUACUGUAGUGUUAGGGCAAACACCAAAACAUGCACUCCUUGGGGUCCCGAGGACCGAGUUUGGGAAACGCUGCCAUAGAGCCUAUUGGAUGUGAACAGCCAUGCAAGCCCUCCAUGACUGUGACAAUAGAAUUCACUGCCAUAGAGUAGCGGUGAAAUAGGUAUGUAGGGUAAAAUGUGUGAGGCAAACCCAGUGGUGUAAAGUAAUUAAGUAAAAAUACUUUAAUGUACUACUUAAGUAGUUUUAUUUUUUGUACUUUACUAUUUACAUUUUUGACAACUUUUACUUUUACUUCACUACAUUUCUAAAGAAAAUAAUGUACUUUUUACUCCAUACAUUUUUCCUAAAGAUAUAUAUAUACUGUAUAUACAGUGGGGAAAAAAUUAUUUUGUCAGCCACCAAUUGUGCAAGUUCUCCCACUUAAAAAGAUGAGAGAGGCCUGUAAUUUUCAUCAUAGGUACACGUCAACUAUGACAGACAAAAUGAGAAAAAAAAAUCAUUGUAAUUGUAGGAUUUUUAAUGAAUUUAUUUGCAAAUUAUGGUGGAAAAUAAGUAUUUGGUCAAUAACAAAAGUUUCUCAAUACUUUGUUAUAUACCCUUUGUUGGCAAUGACACAGGUCAAACGUUUUCUGUAAGUCUUCACAAGGUUUUCACACACUGUUGCUGGUAUUUUGGCCCAUUCCUCCAUGCAGAUCUCCUCUAGAGCAGUGAUGUUUUGGGGCUGUCGCUGGGCAACACAGACUUUCAACUCCCUCCAAAGAUUUUCUAUGGGGUUGAGAUCUGGAGACUGGCUAGGCCACUCCAGGACCUUGAAAUGCUUCUUACGAAGCCACUCCUUCAUUGCCCGGGCGGUGUGUUUGGGAUCAUUGUCAUGCUGAAAGACCCAGCCACGUUUCAUCUUCAAUGCCCUUGUUGAUGGUAGGAGGUUUACACUCAAAAUCUCACGAUACAUGGCCCCAUUCAUUCUUUCCUUUGCACGGAUCAGUCGUCCUGGUCCCUUUGCAGAAAAACAGCCCCAAAGCAUGAUGUUUCUACCCCCAUGAUUCACAGUAGGUAUGGUGUUCUUUGGAUGCAACUCAGCAUUCUUUGUCCUCCAAACACGACGAGUUGAGUUUUUACCAAAAAGUUAUAUUUUGGUUUCAUCUGACCAUAUGACAUUCUCCCAAUCCUCUUCUGGAUCAUCCAAAUGCACUCUAGCAAACUUCAGACGGGCCUGGACAUGUACUGGCUUAAGCAGGGGGACACGUCUGGCACUGCAGGAUUUGAGUCCCUGGCGACGUAAUGUGUUACUGAUGGUAGGCUUUGUUACUUUGGUCCCAGGUCUCUGCAGGUCAUUCACUAGGUCCCCCCGUGUGGUUCUGGGAUUUUUGCUCACCGUUCUUGUGAUCAUUUUGACCCCACGGGGUGAGAUCUUGCGUGGAGCCCCAGAUCAAGGGAGAUUAUCAGUGGUCUUGUAUGUCUUCCAUUUCCUAAUAAUUGCUCCCACAGUUGAUUUCUUCAAACCAAGCUGCUUACCUAUUGCAGAUUCAGUCUUCCCAGCCUGGUGCAGGUCUACAAUUUUGUUUCUGGUGUCCUUUGACAGCUCUUUGGUCUUGGCCAUAGUGGAGUUUGGAGUGUGACUGUUUGAGGUUGUGGACAGGUGUCUUUUAUACUGAUAACAAGUUCAAACAGGUGCCAUUAAUACAGGUAAUGUGUGGAGGACAGAGGAGCCUCUUAAAGAAGAAGUUACAGGUCUGUGAGAGCCAGAAAUCUUGCUUGUUUGUACGUGACCAAAUACUUAUUUUCCACCAUAAUUUGCAAAUAAAUUCAUUAAAAAUCCUACAAGUUGAUUUAUGUAGAAUAAAAUCUCAUUGUCGGUCAUAGUUGGCCGUUACCUUGAGGAAAAUUACGCCUCUCUCUCCUUUUAAGUGGAGAACUUGCACAAUUGGUGGCUGACUAAAUCCUUUUUUCCCCCACUGUAUAUAUGGCAGAGAAAGGCCUAUAUAUCUUCUUCUCAGUGAAUAGGCUAAUCUAUUGAGUGGACCUUAAAGGGACAAACUGCCAAAUCGGUCUUGAUGAACUAAUCUAUACACCUUUACCCUGUCUGUCUUACACCUGAGAGCACUGAACAGAUUCAUUUAGCAAUCUGUCAAUUAUUCUGCUCCCUCAUUUUUAUUUUUAUUUUCUUUUGCGAAAAAGUAAUAAUUUAAACAGUAGGUGACGAGUUGUGGAGAUUUAUAUGGCAUUCAUAAUGCCCGUGAUCUUUCCAUUGAGAUCUGCUUUAGCGUUCUAUCUAUCUGUCUGUGUGUGAGUGAGGAGGAUUGCUCUCCCUCUCACAGAUCACUGCAAUGCAGGGCACCAGGGACCUGCCAAUCACUUUAGCAUGUAUUUCCUCAGCAGCACAUGUAGCCUGUCUGCAUGCAUGUCUGCUAUUUGCUCUGCUGGCUGCCUCAGCUUCCUGUUUUGGGCCUAUAUGAAGGUCGCUAGCGUGUCUGCCACUACAAAGAGAAGGAUGUUUUCCUUGUAGCUUUAUGAUGGAGGCACUGACAGUAGAUCACAUCGUGACAGUAGGUCCAUGGCAGUGAUGCUCUGAGUUUGUGAAAAGUGAUUGACGACAUACAUACAUUUUAUGGUUUCGAGGAUAUUAAAUCAAAUGGCAUCGUAGAUCAAAUUGACAAAUACAUUUCGAUGUUACCUUCUUUGACUAUGCAGGCCAUGAGUGGGAAUAAUAUCAGAACUAUAAGGCUAGCUAGAAUUAACCAAUAAGGCCUGAGGGGGUGUGGUAUAUGGCCAAUAUACCAUGGCCAAGGGCUGUUCUUAUGCACGAUGCAACACGGAGUGCCUGGAUACAGCCCUUAGCCGUGGUAUAUUGGCCAUAUACCACAAACCCCCGAGGUGCCUUAUUACUAUUACAAACUGAUUACCAACGUAAUAGAGCAGUAAAUAGCCAUUUUUGGUCAUACCCAUGGUAAACAGUCUGAUAUACCACGGCUUUCAGCCAAUCAGCAUUCAGGUGUUGAACCACCCGGUUUAUAAUCUCUUUUAGAUCACAUUCACCAUUUCCAUAAACAUAUUUUAUAUUGUAAAAAUCUAAUAUAUUAAGUCAAUAAAUAACUUCAUGUUCUGGCCGUCUGUUGUGGUGCUAGGUUAAAUACUAAGGAGGAUGGAUGCACGCUAUGGAAAGGUGCUUGUCUUAGCUAUUUGCAAAAGGGUGGUGAAGUCCAUCUACACUGGUUUCUAAUGGAGGCAGCUAGGCAGUUUAAGAUGAUAUGAACCCAGGUGUAACGUUAAAUUGUUUGAAAUACUGUGUGCGUGCAGAGAUCCUUAUUUUCAAUCUAGUGAUGCUGAAAAGGAUCAGACAGUGUAAUUGCACGAGGUUAAAACUGUUGAAUGAGAGCAUACUUUUAGCUUACAAUAGCACCGCUCAGAACAUUAACGUUACAGCCAUGUUUUACAGUGGUAGAUAUGAAGGGGGAAAAAGCUUCCGAAUUAAUUGAACACCCCCACCUCUCUAUCAUGGUUUAAACCAUUUAUUUAUACGUGGCUGCACAAACCAUCUCCCUGUCCAUGAAUGGUAUACAUUCUAUAGGGUGCUGAAUUUCGGCCUCAGCUGAGUUACCUUAAACGGAUAGAUUUGACUUUGUACGUCCUCAUGUUCGCCAUUUGUUUGCAAUGCAUCCUUGAUUUAAAAAAGUGCCUUUAUUCCAGUGCAUUAGAUGUAUUCGUUGGUUUAUCGUUGUUUGCAUUUGUCAGUCAGCUGUGUAGAGCUCUCAUCGUUUUAUUUUUCAGGUGCGUGCUUGGUAUUCUCCAUGCUUUCUGUCGCCACAAGAAGUAGACCAUUUAUUUAGCUUUAUUAUUUUUCUAUCCAUAUUUGUUUUCUUUCCUGGAUCAGCUGAUGAUCGACAAUAUCACUAGACACCUAGCCUACAGGUAGACACCAAUGCACAUCCAAUCCAUCCAACAAGUAGGCUGGAUUAACCAUAAAAUAAGUUAACGACAGUAGGCCUAUAUUGACUAUAGUUGACUCUUUCGUUAGAAGCAUUCCAUUUUGCAAUGGCAUAGGCCUACAUUAUUUUGGAUUUGUGUGCCCAUGAGAACUGUUUUCACAGCAAAACAUAAUGACAUUCUGUGUAGGCAUGGUUACACUUACAUUGCAUUUUCUGAGAGAUCCAGCAUUCCUACAGAGUUUAGUUAAGUUCAUUGUUCUAAUUAAAUUGUUAAAUGCUUCACUUGACAAAUGAUAUGGCCAUAAAUGUCAUUAAUGUAAGGAAAUAAAGGUAGUGUUUUAUGACACACAAUCUGUGAAGACUAAAAGCAUAUUUUAUUGUUUACAAUAAUUUACAAUUCAUUGUCUCUGUUUCUAAAUGGUGAUUGUGUGAUGACAGGAUAAAACUGCUAACCUUGUGAUAUCAUAAUGGAGCUUUCAUUACAACUGGGAACUCGGUAAAAUCAUUACGUCAGUGAUCUUCAUGUCGGGAAGUUGGAGUUCUAGAAAGAUGGCCAAGUUUCCGACUUUACCCAGUCUGAGCUUUUUUUCCCCCCAGUUGUCUUGAACACACUGAACUCUGAGAUUUCUGUGUUCCCAGUUGUCUUGAACGCACUGAACUCUGAGAUUUCUGUGUUCCCAGUUGUCUUGAACGCACUGAACUCUGAGAUUUCUGUGUUCCCAGUUGUCUUGAACGCACUGAACUCUGAGAUGUCUGUGUUCCCAGUUGUCUUGAACGAACUGAACUCUGAGAUUUCUGUGUUCCCAGUUGUUUUGAAUGUGGCAUCAGCAGCUUUAUCUGAAGCCUGUGUGUGUUCAUGUGUGUAACAUUGCCUCGGCUGAGAGGGUAGGCUACCGGCAGUGGUGAAGGCCCACCUUUUUCUGAAAAUGCAUUGAAAGUAAAGGGAGCGUAACUUUUUUACCCACCAUUUUCUUUUUUACCACACUAGGCUACAUCACUGGCUACCGGUAGGCCUAUUUAAAGUCCAUGAUAAUACACAUUGUAAUUUGGCCAUGUGUGUUAGGGUGACCAUUCAGUUUUUCCUGGGACAGUUUCAACCCCAUUUCACGUGUCAUGACUUUUCAGGAUACAAAAAGGUCAAUUUGUCAGCAAGACGCAUCAAUUAAUGUAGGCCUAAUCAAUGGCAAUCGCCGAAUGUCAUUAAGCCCACUUUUUGGUGUUUAGUUUAUUAAUAAACAGUUGUUUAUUUCCAUUAAUUUCAAUGCUGGAAUUAUUUUGGAGUGGACAAACAUACACCGGUAGCCUACUUUUUGAAGGGAUUUCAUUUUUACCGUCAAAUGACGUCUUCACUAUUAGGCCCAUAAAAGAAAAAUGGUGCACGCGUGCAAUCACAGUGUAAUUAGCGCUCUCCUCAGAGUGAAGAACUAAUGAGUACUGUAUGUGGCCCAUUAUUUCAGAAUGCGUUUCCUCUGCUAUGGUUGACUCUCAGCCAACACCUCCAAUUAAUUCAAUAGAUGAUCAUUUGUUCAACUCUCGUGGACUUUUGCCUGUAGCUAUUUUACUGUAUAGUAAAAAACGACAUCUCUUCACCAUCGUAGUCAAAGAGAAAUACAGUCAUUACUUUUAACAAAUGAGACAGAACAUUACUAACGUCUCCAUGUUAUUGAUUUAGGAUAGGAUGAUCAUGUCUUGUCCACUGCCCAUGCAGUGCAGGUUCCCAAUUAUUCACAUCAUCCAUUAUAUGACAUUUCCCUUUGUUUUGCUAUGAUUUACUAUGGAUUAUUGUGAGUUUGUAGAGGGGCAGUGGGGGUGACUGAAUGUGUGUGAAAUUUUAAUUGUGUUAUGAUUCUAGAAUUGCCUAAAUGUAUGUAGGAACACGCACACACAUCCUGGAGAAUGUGUCUUCCCUUUUGGGAGGCUUUAGAGCAGGGAUGUCCAAACUCAUUCCAUGGAGGGCCUAGUGUCUGCCGGUUUUUGGGAAACCCUGUUAUAGAGGUUGGAGUUUCCACAGAAUGUCAGAUGAAUCCCCUUGGUGGCCACUCCCAGUCAUCAGUGUUUCACAGUUAGGGCUGCACCAUGUCAGGAUCCAAUAGAGGGAUGUUCCACAGUUAGGGCUGUAUGUACCAUGUCAGGAUAAUGUUAUAAUAAUAAUAAUAUAUGCCAUUUAGCAGACACUUUUAUACAAAGCAACUUACAGUCAUGCCUGCAUCCAUUUUAAGUAUGGGUGGAAUCAAACCCACCACCCUGACGAUACAAGUGCCAAGCUCCACCAACUGCGCUACAAAGGACCACUAUGCAGUAGAUGGGUGUCUCACAGUUAGGGUUGUACCAUGUCAGGAUCCAAUAGAGGGGUGUGUCACAGUUAGGGCUGUACCAUGUCAGGAUCCAAUAGAGGGGUGUCUCACAGUUAGGGUUGUACCAUGUCAGGAUCCAAUAAAGGGGUGUGUCACAGUUAGGGCUGUACCAUGUCAGGAUCCAAUAGAGGGGUGUCUCACAGUUAGGGUUGUACCAUGUCAGGAUCCAAUAGAGGGGUGUGUCACAGUUAGGGUUGUACUAUGUCAGGAUCCAAUAGAGGGGUGUUUCACAGUUAGGGUUGUACCAUGUCAGGAUCCUGUAGAGGGGGUAGAGCAGCAUUGCCAUGGCGAGAGAGCCCAGGAAGUCAUAUUUGUCUGCCUAAUGAUGUGAAUGCAGCAUGGAUGCUUUUCAUCAUCAAAACACCUGUCACCACACAACAGUGUGUUCAUACUGGAAUACAAAAGGGUUAUAGGCCUAUUUUUUGGUAAAAGGCAAUGCUUUUAAAACCCUCUAAGGUUGAUAUAAUUAGCAUAGUAAAACAUCGCCAUACAAAUCUGUCAGUUUAAACUAGAUCUAUUUUUUUUUGCAUUGGAUGCAUCUCAAUCCACCGCAUCCGCCGAUGUCGCACUUCCACAUCUGCGGUGAAAGGUGGCAGAGCUAUUAUGACCCUUCUAUGGAACGAUGAGACUAUGACGAACACAAUGGUUGCUCUACAACCUCCAAAAGGGUCAGGAGACUCUUCUGAAGUCGAUACAGCCAAUCUGCCAACUUCUGUCUGUAGCGUUUGUUUUGUUCUAGGACGCCCACAGGCCUCACAAGACUCGUCUGAAGGUCCCCCGGUACCAUGUGAAAAAAUGAAUGGAAGAAUAUAUGGAGACUGUUUAAUGCCCAAAAUAUGGGGUUAAAUACAUCUCAGAUAUAGGAGAGACACUUAAGAACAAACUCCCUUUUGAUAUUUUUUGGGGACUAUCUGUUGUUCCAUGUAGUGAAUAUGUUAUUCAAUGCAUUUGUAUGGGCUAAUAGCAGUAAGGCCCAAAAUAUAUUUUCAUCAAAUACUUUUUUUUAUGUUUGCUUUUUUAUACUUCAAGGGGUCUUAAAAUUCUAAAUCAAAUAGCUAAAUGAUCCUUGGUAUGACCUUCUUAAAACAAUUCCAUAUAGCUUAGUAGAACCCCACCCUUCCCCCGGCUAAGACAGGGCUUAGACUCUGAUGGGUUAUGCUUUGAAUGAGUGCCAUUUAUUCAGUACAGUCUAAUUCAAUCUUUGGGAAAGCUAUGUUUAAUAUAUUCAUUAACUGGAACUCAAAUAUUUGGGAUAUCUCAAGGUAUAAAGACACAACAGUUUGACAGUGAUACAUGGGAUGUGUGAAUUCAUUUUGUAUCUGACCAUAGUGACUGGUGUGAUGUCCCCACAGACCCAGAGUCUCAGAGGAAACGCACGGUGCAGAACGUCCUUGACCUCAGACAGAACCUGGAAGAUACUAUGUCCAGUCUACGGGGAGCCCAGCUCAGCCAUGGGUGAGUCCAUUACCAUACACUAAAUUAAUAGAUUAUAGUUAAGCAGUAAGGCUGAGGGGGUGUGGUAUAUGGCCAAUAUACCAUGGCUAAGGGCUGUUCUUAGGCACGACGCAAACGUGGAGUGCCUGGAUACAGCCCUUAGUCGUGGCAUAUUGGCAAUAUACCACAAACCCCAGAGGUGCCUUAUGGCUAUUAUAAACUGGUUACCAAGGUAAAAAUACAUGGUUUGUCAUACCUGUGGUAUACGGUCUGAUAUACAGCGGCUUUCAGCCAAUCAACAUUCAGGGCUCCAACCAAAUACUGGGGUGUUUCUGAUGUCAUGUACUGGUGUGAGUGGGGCAUAAUGUUAAAAAGCAUUAUCUUUCCUUUAAAGUUCCAUCUGCACAAACAUUACUUCCCACCCACACAUUACCUGUCAGUCAGCUGUAUAUAUGGUUACCUGUCAGUCAGCUGUGGUCCUCUGUAGCUCAGCUGGUAGAGCACGGUGCUUGUAACGCCAAGGUAGUGGGUUCGAUCCCCGGGACCACCCAUACACAAAAAAUGUAUGCACGCAUGACUGUAAGUCGCUUUGGAUAAAAGCGUCUGCUAAAUGGCAUAUUAUUAUUAUUAUUAUUAUUAUUAUUAUUAUUAUAUAAUAGUUUAAUUGAUCACAAGUAAAUAUGUGUGUAAACUUAGAAGAAAGCUGUGGAUUUGUUUGAGACAUGUAAUAUACUCAUACAUACGAAACACAAUGAACAGAUUGAUGGAGUACAAACACAAUCAAUGUUUACACUCAAUGGUAACUCUCAUCCUCUGUCGUCUUGGCAACCUGCCACCUGGUAAACAUGUGAUGUCAAUCCCUCUCAAACAGACUUUCUUUUUCAAGACCAUGUUCGGUAUGUGUUUCAGACUGUCUCUAUCACGAUGAGACACAAACAAUAACAAAAAACACCAGAGCUUAUCCCCACAGGAUACUGAAGAAACUGGCAGAAACCGAAACAUUCGUUAACAAAAAGUAAUUCUGCAUUCAAAGCUUGUAUGCCUGCCAUUUUGGCUGCUACUUAUCCCCAGCUCAACAGUAUGUGCUCUGCCUACCAAUCUUCCUGUUGCCUUUAGCUCUCUCUGUGAGGUGUGUACUGUAGAUGUCCUCUGGGAUUCCAUUCCAGACAUGUGCUCUGAAUUUCCAUAGCCCUGGCCUCUGGAGACUGACAGACGGCUCAGUAACUUUAAACAAAAACUUUGACCUUGGCCACCGAACCUUUAGAGCACUGAUCAAAAUCUACUGUAGGUAACAUCCACAUUCAGUGCUACUAGUAAAUCCUCCUCUUCUAAUGACUUUACUAGUUCAGCUCCCUGUCAUAACUCCUGAACAUAUACCUUAUUGUAUGGAAUCGUUCGAUGUGCAUCAAUACGUUAUAACUAUCUUAAUUUAAGUUAAACUACAUUUCAAAACUCUCAAGGAAAUAGCGUGUUACUGUGAGAUAAUGUAUCAUUCCACUGAAGCAUUCUGAGAGUCGGGCUUUAUUCCUGACCCAGUAACAUUUAAAGACAUGCUCUGGAACUUUGGCGACUACUAAGUAUUUUUUAAACCUCCAGCUUUGGGCUGGAUGUGUCAAUGUGUAGUUCAUACAUGCAUAAUCUAUGAGCAGAAUGACUGUCUUACCUAAAUUAGCCACGAAAUCCCUAGUUUGAAAGCCAUUGUUUUUCUGGAAACUGUGCUGCGCCAUUUUCCCUACAUUUUCCCCCAUGUGGGCCAGCCCCCUAACAAUUUCAGUUCUAGUCAAUGAGCUUCAUCCCCUCGCCAUUUAAGUGACAGCUAGCAAGAUGCACAAACAGCAGAGCGAGAGAGAGAGAGAGAGAGAGAGUAUCGUGUCCCGUCGGCUGUUGGUGGCUAUUGCUGUCAAACAAAGAGUCCGCUUAGGCUGCACCUUGAUUAGAAGCUUUUAUUAAUAUCACAAGUUUACAGCAUAAGUUACAGACCCGCGGUGUCUGGAGAAGCACCGUCCCAAAUUAAUCUGAAUGCCUCUGCCCGCUCUUUGUCUAGGUCCUACUUAUAAACAAUGGCAAUAAAUGGGUUGCUCCCUUUUUCGUCCAAUCACCUAUCCCCCCUGGGGCAUCACCCUCCAACUGCUACAUUUGAACUAAGAUAAACAACAUUCCAUAAUCCUAAUACACGACAAGAGCAAUGACAUGCUGCACAUAUCUGCACAUAAUGUGACGUAGAUUGCAAUUUUCGGGGACCACUUUUGGCAAGUGGGCACUACUUUCAGAACUACUAGCUAAAAAGUAUACCAAUGUACCGGAGUCGAAUGAUGCACCGGAGCGUCAAUCUAAGUUACAUAACAAAAAACUAAACAUACAAAUAUGUCAGUUUGAGCUAGAUAUAAAUGGAUAGCAUAGGAUGCAUCUCAAUCUACUGCAUCCGCCAGUGUCUCACUUCUGCAUCUGCGGUGAAAGGUGGCAGAGCUAGAGCGGUGUUUGUCAGACCAUGAGACAUCCCGAAAAUCGGUCUUCUCACGAAAACGUUCGUAGUGUCCGAACGGUUUGACCUACAGUGCCUUGCAAAAGUAUUCAUCCCCCUUGGCGUUUUUCCUAUUUUGUUGCAUUACAACCUAUAAUUUAAAUUUGAUUUUUAUUUGGAUUUCAUGUAAUGGACAUACACAAAAUAGUCCAAAUUGGUGAAGUGAAAUGAAAGAAAUUCUAAAAAAUAAAUAACGGAAAAGUGGUGUGUGCAUAUGUAUACACCCCCUUUGCUAUGAAGCCCCUAAAUAAGAUCUGGUGCAACCAAUUACCUUCAGAAGUCACAUAAUUAGUUAGAUUGCACACUGGUGGACUUUAUUUAAGUGUCACCUGAUCUGUCACAUGAUCUCAGUUUAUAUACACCUGUUCUGAAAGGCCCAAUAGUCUGCAACACCACUAAGCAAGGGGCACCACCAAGCAAGCAGCACCAUGAAGACCAAGGAGCCCUCCAAACAGGUCAGGGACAAAGUUGUGGAGAAGUACAGAUCAGGUUUGGUUUAUAAAAAAAUAUCUGAAACUUUGAACAUCCCACGGAGCACCAUUUAAAUCCAUUUAAAAAAAAGAAUAUGGCACCACAACAAACCUGCCAAGAGAGGGCAGUACACCAAAACUCACGGACCAGGCAAGGAGGGCAUUAAUCAGAGAGGCAACAAAGAUACCAAAGAUAACCCUGAAGGAGCUGCAAAGCUCCACAGCGGAGAUUGGAGUAUCUGUCCAUAGGACCACUUUAAGCCGUACACUCCACAUAGCUGGGCUUUACGAAAGAGUGGCCAGAAAAAAGCCAUUGCUUAAAGAAAAAAAUAAGCAAACACGUUUGGUGUUCACCAAAAGCUAUGUGGAAGACUCCCCAAACAUAUGGAAGAAGGUAAAAUUGAGCUUUUUUGCCAUCAAGGAAAACGCUAUGUCUGGCGCAAACCCAACACCUCAUAACCCCAAAAACACCAUCCCCACAGUGAAGCAUGAUGGUGGCAGCAUCAUGCUAAAUACAGGGAAAUUCUUGAGGGAAACCUGUUUCAGUCUUCCAGAGAUUUGAGACUGGGACAGAGGUUCACCUUCCAGCAGGACAAUGACCCUAAGCAUACUGCUAAAGCAACACUCAAGUGGUUUAAGGGGAAACAUUUAAAUGUCUUGGAAUGGCCUAGUCAAAUGCCAGACCUAAAUCCAAUUGAGAAUCUGUGUUAUGACUUAAAGAUUGCUGUACACCAGCAGAACCCAUCCAACUUGAAUGAGCUGGAGCUGUUUUCCCUUGAAGAAUGGGCAAAAAUCCCAGUGCCAAGUUUAUAGAGACAUACCCCAAGAGACUUGCAGCUGUAAUUGCUGCAAAAAGUGGCUCUACAAAGUAUUGACUUUGGGGGGGUGAAUAGAUAUGCACGCUCAAGUUUUCUGUUUUUUUUGUCUUAUUUCUUGUUUGUUUCACAAUAAAAAAAUAUUUUGCAUCUUCAAAGUGGUAGGCAUGUUGUGUAAAUCAAAUGAUACAAACCCCCCAAAAAUCAAUUAAAAAUCCAGGUUGUAAGGCAACAAAAUAGGAAAAAUGCCAAGGGGGUGAAUGCUUUCGCAAGCCACUGUACAAAGUAUUAUGUAAUGGGAAGACUCAUGAACACGAUGACAUUCUCCGUUUUGCUCUACGACCCCCACAAGUGUCCGGAGACUCGUAUGAAGUCGGUACCGUCGAUGUGCCAACUUCUGUUUGGUAGCGUCCGAACCGUUUGGGCUAGAAAGUGUUAUGGAAAGGGGAGAUUCUCACGAACACUAUGCUGUCCUCCGUUUUCCUCUACGACCUCCACAAGUGUUAGGAGACUUGUCUGAAGGUAACUGGUACCGGUUUUUAAAAAACGAGUGGAAGUAUGAAUGUAGUUUUGUGUCUACCCCCCCAAAAAAGGGGUUAAAUAUGUGUAAAAAAAUAAAUAAAAUAAAAUGCCUCCUAGAUUUAGGACAAACACUUCAAAACCUUGUUUCUUAUGAUUCUUUGUUUAACUUUUUGCAGUUUCUGAAUGUUACUCAAUGCAUUUCUAUGGGCUUAGUAGUAAUAUUUUUGGGGGAUACCUAAAGGGGUCCUACAAAUCGAAUAGCUAAAUGAUCCAUAGUAUGACCAUCUUAAAAUAAUUCCAUACAGUGCAUUCGGAAAGUAUUCAGACCCCUUGACUUUUUCCACAUUUUGUUACGUUACAGCCUUAUUCUAAAAUUGAUUAAAUCUACACACAAUACCCCAUAAUGACAAAGCAAAAACCGGUUUUUUAGAAAUGUUUGCAAAUGUAUUAAGAAUAAAAAACGGAAAUAUCACAUUUAAGUAAGUAUUCAGACCCUUUACUCAGCACUUUGUUGAAGCACCUUUGGCAGCGAUUACAGCCUCAAGUCUUCUUGGGUAUGACGCUACAAGCUUGUAUUUGGGGAGUUUCUCCCGUUCUUCUCUGCAGAUCCCCUCAAGCUCUGUCAGGUUGGAUGGGGAGCGUCGCUGCACAGCUAUUUUCAGGUCUCUCCAGAGAUGUUAGAUCGGGUUCAAGUCUCUGCUCUGGCUGGACCACUCAAGGACAUUCAGAGACUUGUCCCGAAGCCACUCCUGCGUUGUCUUGGCUGUGUGCUUAGGGUCGUUGUCCUGUUGGAAGGUGAACCUUCACUUCAAUCUGAGACCCUGAGCGCUCUGGAGCAGGUUGCCAUCAAGGAUCUCUCUGUACACUGCUUCGUUCAUCUUUCCCUCAAUCCUGACUAGUCUCCCAGUCCCUGCCACUGAAAAUCAUCCCCACAGCAUGAUGCUGCCACCACCGUGCUUCACCUUGGUUUCAUCAGACCAGAGAAUCUUGUUUCUCAUGGUCUGAGUCCUUUAGGUGCCUUUUGGCAACUCCAAGUGGGCUGUCGUGCCUUUUACUGAGGAGUGGCUUCUGUCUGGCCGCUCUACAAUAAAGGCCUGAUUGGUGGAGUGCUGCAGAGAUGGUUGUCCUUCUGGAAAGUUCUCCCAUCUCCACAGAGGAACUCUGGAGUUCUGUCAGAGUGACCAUUGGGCUCUUGGUCACCUCCCUGACCAAGGCCCUUCUCCCCUGAUUGCUCAGUUUGGCCGUGCGGCCAGCUCUAGGAAGAGUCUUGGUGGUUCCAAACUUCAUCCAUUUAAGAAUGAUGGAGGCCACUGUGUUCUUGGGGACCUUCAAUGCUGCAGAAAUGUUUUGAUACCCUUCCCCAGAUCUGUGCCUCAACACAAUCCGGUCUCGGAGCUCUACAGACAAUUCCUUCGACCUCAUGGCUUGGUUUUUGCUCUGACGUGCACUGUCAACUGUGGGACCUUAUAUACAUUUACAUUUACAUUUUAGUCAUUUAGACAGGUGUGCCUUUCCAAAUCAUGUCCAAUCUAUUGAAUUUACCACAUGUGGACUCCAAUCAAGUUGUAGAAACAUCUCAAGGAUGAUCACUGGAAACAGAAUGCACCUGAGCUCAAUUUCGAGUCUCAUAGCAAAUGGUUUUUAACACUUAUGUAAAUAACGUAUUUUGCAACCAUUUCUAAAAACCUGUUUUCACUUUGUCAUUAUGGGUCAUUGUGUGUAGAUUGAAGAUUUAUAAAAAAUGUAAUCCAUUUUAGAAUAAGGCUGUGACGUAACAGAAUGUGGAAAAAGUCAAGCGGUCUGAAUACUUUCCGAAUGCGCUGUAUUUCAGCUUAGACUCUAAAGAAUUAACAGUCCCUAUUGAUGAAUUAUCCAUCUACGGAAAUACAGAAAUAGCAGGAGGAAAAAACACCCACAUAGUCUCAGGCAGUCAUUGCAUUAUUCAUCUGGGCUGGUUGGUGCAUAUGGUUAUUUAAUGGCCAGACUCUCGUCACCAUCGGGAGGCCAAUGCAAAACCUGACCCACUUAGAGAACAGACUAAAACUACUCUCUAAUCUAGACUAGAAAUACUAUCUAAUCUAAACUAGAACUACUCUCUAAUCUAGACCAGAACUACUCUCUAAUCUAGACUAGAACUACUCUCUAAUCUAGACUAGAACUACUCUCUAAUCUAGACUAGAACUACUCUCUAAUCUAAACUAGAACUACUCUCUAAUCUAGACUAGAACUACUCUCUAAUCUAGACUAGAACUACUCUCUAAUCUAGACUAGAACUACUCACUAAUCUAGACUAGAACUACUCUCUAAUCUAAACUAGAACUACUCUCUAAUGUAAACUAGAACUACUCUCUAAUCUAGACUAGAACCACUCUCUAAUCUAAACUAGAACUACUCUCUAAUCUAAACUAGAACUACUCUCUAAUCUAGACUAGAACUACUCUCUAAUGUAAACUAGAACUACUCUCUAAUCUAGACUAGAACUACUCUCUAAUCUAAACUAGAACUACUCUCUAAUCUAAACUAGAACUACUCUCUAAUCUAGACUAGAACUACUCUCUAAUCUAAACUAGAACUACUCUCUAAUCUAAACUAGAACUACUCUCUACUCUAGACUAGAACUACUCUCUAAUCUAAACUAGAACUAUUUUCUAAUCUAGACUAGAACUACUCUCUAAUCUAGACUAGAACUACUCUCUAAUCUAGACUAGAACUACUCUCUAAUCUAGACUAGAACUACUCUCUAAUCUAGACUAUAACUACUCUCUAGUCUAAACUAGAACUACUCUCUAAUCUAGACUAGAACUACUCUCUAAUCUAGAUUAUAACUACUCUCUAUUCUGAGGUCUCUCUACAUGUCCACAUUGGCUCACCUUUCACUAGCUGACACUGGUCCAACAUUUUCUCUCGUCUGAUCAUGUAGUCAAGAAAAAGUCCUGGCCAGCCUGAGCAAUCAUACAAUUUUUCAGUUGGGGUGUGUGAUUAUGUACAGAUUGCCUUAGGUCUGUAAAUCCCAGCUGGUAAUGAUGUUGUGAACAUAUUGUUGAGGGUUAUGAAUGAUCCUGUCAAAGGGAGAGAGGGAAGAAACUAAAGACUCUUCUCAGUUCACACAAUUAUGCUAUAUCCUUACACUGUUGCUAGUGACUUGCCCCUGAGUUCUGAGAUGUCACACAUCUUUGCUGUAGUGGCUGAAGUCUGAGAGUGAAUGUUACAGUCAUAUCUAGGUCAGCAGAGACUCUAUGGCUGGAUAGAUUCCUUUAAAGGCCGACUGACAGAGAGGGAAAAAUAUAGAGGAAAUAGCUUUUCUCUCUCUAGAAUUCUUUCUCUCUAUAAUAAUAAUAUCAUAGUCACUCACUCUACAUUUCCCCUCCCUUUCUGUCCUCUCUCAUCCAUUCCAUUUCUACAAUACUAUAACCUCUCCCUCGCCUUCUCUCCCCAGCUGUCUGGACAGCAGUACUGUUUGCUACGACAGUGAUGAGACUAAUGGCCGCAGCAUGUCCAGUCAGUCCAACCGCUCCUCUCCUCUCUCCUGGCGCCACGGCCAGUCCAGCCCCCGGAUGCAGGCUGGAGAUGCUCCUUCUUCCACGGGCAGCGGCGUGUAUCAGGGGGGCAAGGCUGGGUCCCAGUACACGGCCCACACCAUGCCCGCCCGAGUCUCCAGCCGUCUCAGCCACUCCUCCCGAAUGGCGCUCAUCGAAGGGCUGGACGUGGAUGAUGCGGACCUCAAGUCUGGUUACCUGAGUGAUAGCGACCUGCUGGGAAAGAGCAUGCCAGAGGAUGACGACGACAACCUGGCCAAUGGGUAAGGGUCUAUACCAGGGGUGUCAACUCAUUCCAUAGAGGGCAGAGAUUCUGAUGUUGUUUUUGUUAUUUCCUUUCAAUUUGUGUCCAAUUAAGACCUAGACAACCAGGUGAGGGGAGUCCCUAACUUAAUUGAUCAAUGAAAUACUUGGACCUCCAUGGAAUGAGUUCCACACCUGUGGUCUGUUCUGUUUCUAACUGGGGGUUCUCCUACUCUGGUUGUGGUGGGGGGAUUAUCCUACUCUGGUCAUGGUGGGGGGAUUCUCCUACUCUGGGGGGUGGGUUUCCUACUCUGGUCGUGGGGAGCUACUGGGUGUUUGUGAAGGCUUUGGAUCCAGUUCUGCAGUAACACUUGCUUUGCAUCCUACUGUUAAAUUAUCUUUGAUAUAGUCCUUGUGAAUACUACGGAUAGUUGUGAUCACUUGUUCUUUGGACCAAAUCGGUCCUACAACAUACAGUAUGUCAUAAAGCAAUUAUCAAUCAAGCAUACAUUUGGAUGAGACACUUUUUUUGUGGGUAAAAAAUUGCUUUGAGUUGGCACUUGUGCUUGGUGUAGCCCUCUUGUAGUGCUGUCCUCAGCAGUCUGUCUAGUGUAACUCUUGUUGGUGGUCCUCUGUAGCUCAAUUGGUAGAGCACGGCGCUUGUAAUGCCAGGGUAGUGGGUUCGAUCCCCGGGACCACCCAUACGUAAAAAUGUAUGCACACAUGACUGUAAGUCGCUUUGGAUAAAAGCAUCUGCUAAAUGGCUUAUUAUUAUUGUUCCUGGAUGGGUCUGUCAGGGCUUCAUGGGUCUGUUAGGGCUUGAUGGGUCUGUUAGGGCUUCAUGGAUCUGCCAGGGCUUCAUGGGUCUGUUAGGGCUUCAUGGAUCUGUCAGGGCUUCAUGCAGCAACCAUCUCAGGCUGAUUCUGCUGAGACGAAUCUGAAUUUUGUUAACCUUUCUGCUGAGUAGAGAGCACCCUGACAAUAAAGUCCUGCAGCAUUCCUUUAGUGUAGCUGUGAUGAGUAUCGACUUGCAUGUGAAUCAUCAGCUAUUAUUCUCAGAGUAGUUAUCUGGUAUUACUAAUGUGGAUCCCCCUCUGGCUGAAACUCAUUGUUCUGUGAAAUAUAUUGUGGUUGUGUUUGUUUUUGGGUGGAUAUGGCAACUAGUGAAUAAACACAUGUGCAAACAGAAGUUUUAAAAAAAUAGUCUAGAAUCCAGAGUAUUUCCAAAGUCGCAGCUUCACUAUUUCAUCUCUGUUCCUAGCCAUUCCAAGAACUAGGGAAAUUAUGUGCUGAAACCAGACAUUUUGUCUGACCCAUUUUUUUACGGAAUCUUCCAUUUUGUAGCGAUAGAAAACCAAGAUGGCCGACUGGCAGGAAAACCAGAGCUGGAUCUCUAAAUGGGUCUAAAUGAGUGCAGAUCACGUCUGAGUUGUGCAGUAAUGACAUUCAUUACAUGCCUCCUGCUGAGCUGGCCGUGUCACAAACAGCUGUGGCCAUUCAUUCAUUCACACCCACAUCUCAGUGCAAAUACAGAGGAGGGUGUGACUGACACAAACACAUGCAGAGCCCCUCGAAUCACUGCCUGCCCCUCCACUAAAUGGGUUUUAGCAAGUCCCUUGGUGCUACCAAAAAACAUAAGCGAAAAGUACUGACAUACAAUAUCACAUUGGUUUAAAGUACUCCCCUACCUUUUUAACAGUCAUAACCCACUAACUUACUAAUACUAACUGCCCAUUAGUAACAGUAGCCUACCAAUCAAUGCCAUGGUACAGCAUCAGUCAGAUCCUAGGUCAAGGUGUCAGGGUGUGUCUGGGUGUGUCAAGGAGUGUCAGGUGUUCUGUCUGCCAGCUGCAGCAUUCCCUCCUUUAAUGCCUCAUUUAACACUUAAUUAACACUUAAUCUCUCUCUUUCUCGCUCUCUUUCAAACUCAAAACUAUCUCAUUCUCUCUCCCUCUCUUAGGAAUCUCCCUCUCAUUCUCCCCCCCCAUCCAUCUCUCUCUAACUCCUCAUUUCCUUGGUGUCACAUCCUCUCUUUAAUUCCCUCUCCCUAGUUGACAGUCAGUAAGCAGGGAGAGGAAAGGCUGAGAGUGGCUGAGGGAAUCCAGGCCAGUUCUCUGGUGUGA